This is a messenger RNA of Hydra vulgaris (swiftwater hydra), 3157 nucleotides long. Its product is annotated as hypoxia up-regulated protein 1. Gene Ontology annotation, biological process: endoplasmic reticulum unfolded protein response. The record is from RefSeq and is a predicted model, not a curated record. NCBI's taxonomy places the organism in Eukaryota, Metazoa, Cnidaria, Hydrozoa, Anthoathecata, Hydridae. Gene Ontology annotation, molecular function: ATP-dependent protein folding chaperone; ATP binding. Gene Ontology annotation, cellular component: endoplasmic reticulum chaperone complex.
ACAAAAUUCAUGUUAUGUGUUUCUUAUUUAGCAUAAUUUAGAAGAUGGUGUUGUCAAGCAAUUCAUUCAAAUAUAUUAAUUUUUUUAUAUUAAUGUUAUGCAUUUAUAAAACAGUAUCUAUUGCUGUUAUGUCAGUUGAUUUGGGCAGUGAAUGGCUUAAAAUUGGAAUUGUUAAGCCUGGAGUUCCCAUGGAGAUAGCACUAAAUAAGGAAUCUAGACGAAAAACACCUUUUGUUGUUUCAAUAAAAAACGAUGAAAGAUUGUUUAGUGAUCCUGCAAUGGCAGUUUCUGUUAAACAUCCAGAAAAUGCCUAUCUCUAUCUUAUGCAUAUUCUUGGGAAGAAAUAUGACAGUUUAGCAGUUCAAACAUACAUGAAGAGGUUUCCAUAUUACAAACUAUAUAAAGACGAGAUCAGAGGAACGGCUUUGUUCAAAGGAGAUGACGAACAAUUGCACUCAGUUGAAGAGCUUUUUGCAAUGAUACUUAAUUCAACAAGACAAAUUGCCGAAAAUUUUGCAGAUCAUCCAAUGAAAGACUGUGUUUUAACUGUUCCAGUCUUUUUUACUCAGGCAGAGCGAAGAGCACUUUUAGAUGCAGCUAACAUGACAGGAUUGAAUGUAUUGCAGUUGAUAAAUGACAAUACAGCAGUUGCACUAAAUUAUGGUAUAUUUCGAGCUUCUUCUUUUAAUGAAACAGAAAAGCAUGUGAUGUUUUUUGAUAUGGGCGCUUCCCAUACAACUGCUACCAUAGUAGCUUACAGUACUACAAAAGUAAAAGAUCGAGGGUAUGUUGAAACUGUGCCACAACUUGUAGUUAAAGGAAUAGGGUUUGAUACUUCACUGGGGGGCUUAGAAAUGGACUUCAGAUUACGAGAUUUCUUAGUAAAGGCAUUCAAAGAACAGCAUAAACUUAAAAAAGAUAUCACAGAAAGUCCAAGGUCUAUGAUCAAACUUCUAAAUGAAGCCAAACGUGUUCGUCAAGUUCUUAGUGCAAAUGUUGAUCAUAUGGCACAAGUAGAAAACUUAUUUGAAGAAAAAAACUUUAGAGUAAAGGUUACUAGGGAUGAGCUGCAAGAACUUUGUAAAGAUAUGUUUGAUACUAUUCAGAACCCAAUAAAAAUGGCUUUAGAUGCAUCUUCAAUUAAAAUGGAAGACAUAGAAGCAGUAGUAUUGAUGGGAGGUGGCACAAGAGUUCCUAAAGUACAAGAAAAACUUUUGGAAAUAACGAAAUUACAAGAUUUAGCUAAAAAUAUUAACACAGAUGAAGCGGCUGCUCUUGGAUCUGUUUACAAAGCAGCUGAUCUCUCUGCUGGUUUUAAAGUAAAACGAUUUCUAGUGAAAGAUCUCAACCUGUUUCCAUAUGAUGUUCAAUUCUUCCGAUCUGGAGAUAAUGAUGAAUCGCCUCGCUCUAUUACCAGAAAUCUUUAUAAUAGAUUAAAUCAUUUCCCCCAAAAGAAAGUUAUGACAUUUAACAAAAAGCCUACUGAUUUCAACUUUAAUAUUACAUAUGGAGAUCAUACAUUUCUCUCUGACAAACUUAAAAGUUCACUUGAUCUUGGAGAAGUUUUACAUGUAUCAUUAUCUGGAGUAGAGAGCGCUCAUCAGAAAAAUGUCAAGGCAAAUGCCAAAGGUGUUAAAGCCUUUUUCAAUCUUGAUGAGAGUGGAAUUUUAAGCGUUGAAAAGGUAGAAGCACAUUUUGAAAAAACACCAGAGCUUAUUGCAGAAGAAGAACAAUCAACAUUUGCAAAAUUGGGCUCAAAACUCUCAAGUUUCUUUGGAAGUUCCAAAUCUGACGAUGAAAAAGUAGAAAAUGUUAAAGAAGAAAAGAAAGAAGAAAAGUCAGAUAGUGCAGAUAAAAGCAAAGAAGAUUUAAAGAAUGAUGAACAAAACAAAAAAGAAGAGAAGGAUGAAAAGAAAUCAGAAACCAUUGAUAGCAAAACAGCAGAUAAUUCCACUGUUCUUAAUGCUACAACUUCAAAGAAUGAUACAUCAGCAAAUAGUUCUGCUGAAGCCAAGCCUAUUGAACCAGUGAUUGUGAAGGAACCUAUUUUAUUGAAUUAUAAACGUGCUGAUGUUCCAGCCAUUCCAGUUGACAUUUACCAGACUUCUGUUGAUAAAAUAAAAGGUUAUGAAGCAAGGGAUAUUGCUAAAAAAGCAAGAGAACGAGCCCAGAAUGCAUUAGAGGAUUAUUUGUAUACGUUUAAAGAUAAAUUAACUCGUGAUGAUGUAAUCCCGCUUACUACAGAAGAGGAACGAUCAAGUAUUGAAGAGGCUUUUAAUGUUGUAGGAACUUGGUUGGAAGAAGAAGGAUUUGAGGCUGAUGAAAAGACAUUAAAAAAGAAAUUGAGUGACCUUAAAAAAGUUGCUGAAGAGUUACAGUUCCGAUUGGAUGAAUUGAUUGAGCGUCCCAAAGCAAUUGCCGCCAUGUUGCAAAGUUUUAAUAUAUCAGAUAUGAUGCAAAAAACUGUAAGAGACAUGCCUGAUUCUAAAGAAAUAUAUACUGAAAAAGACUUCAAAGAUUUGGAAAAAAUUAGCGAGGAAACAAAGCAAUGGUUCAUGGAAACGUGGAAAAAACAGAAUGAAAGUGAUCCAACGAAAAAACCUGUUCUUCUUAGCAAAGAUGUUUACUUUCAUCAAGCAAAACUUGAUCGUGAACUUAUGUAUUUGAUUAACAAAGCAAAAUAUUAUGUUCCUAAACCUAAACCAAAGCCUUCUUCAAAUACGACUAAAAGUACAGGAAAAGCAACGAAUAAUACAAAACAAAGUGAGCCGGAUUUAAAAACGAAGCCUGACGAACCUGAAGAGACAACCAAGAAAAGUAGGAAAAAUAAAAAAGUUCCAGUUGAAGAUGUUCCGGUACUUGAAUUAGGCGGUGAAAAAACAGAUUCUAUUAGUCCUGAAACUAAAUCUGAUAUACCCGAUGGUGAAUCUAAUAAUGAAUCUGCAGAAAAAUCUGCAGAAACAAAUGACGGUAAAACAACACAUAACCCCGACGAUAAAACAACACAUAACCCCGAAGACGAGCUUUAAUGUUACCUCGUGGUUUUUAUAGAUAUAUAAAAUUUUAGGAGAAAAAGACGUGAAUAUUUAAGAACCAUAUUUCAAUUGUUAUUUUAUUAAAUAAUUUAGCUAAAUUUCUUAUUACAAUUUUUGCCAAA